Messenger RNA from Venturia canescens, 3036 nucleotides. RefSeq lists its product as uncharacterized. The record is from RefSeq and is a predicted model, not a curated record. Gene Ontology annotation, molecular function: potassium ion leak channel activity; outward rectifier potassium channel activity. Gene Ontology annotation, biological process: potassium ion transmembrane transport; stabilization of membrane potential. Bases 1302 to 2768 code for a protein of 488 amino acids. Gene Ontology annotation, cellular component: plasma membrane. The transcript is spliced from 9 exons. NCBI's taxonomy places the organism in Eukaryota, Metazoa, Arthropoda, Insecta, Hymenoptera, Ichneumonidae.
UUCUCUCCCGUUCUCCCCCUUGUAUAUACUCGGUGUGCUUCUCGAGGGUCUGCGCUGUUCGAUGAUCGCAAAGGGAGUUCGAGUCGUGCGGCGAUGCAUCAGUCGCUCAAUCUUCUCCUUGCCUAUUCCGGCUUAUUUCAACUUUUUAUUUGAUCGCUCUCUCGCCUCAAUUCGGAUUCUAACGCGCGCGAACUGAGCGAUCGACCCUCGAUCCGUUUUCUUUCUCAUUCUCUUCGAGUAUGAGCAAUAACGCGACCCUAUACUGUUUCGUCUUUCUCCCAGCAAUACCGUUGUUAACUUUCAAACUCUGAAAUCGAACGAUGCUACGCGCUGACUCGAUUUUUCAAGCUUGCCUGCCCUUGCUCCAAAAAUGUUAUAUUUUUCAUUUUUGUGACAAAAAAGAUAGUGAAAUAGACGCAAUAGUGCGCGUUUUCUAAUUGAUCGCGAUCGCGAUGACCGCUCAUUAUUUUCAUCGCCUCCGCGAAUAAACGCACGUUCAAGAAUAUUUGAGAACUGAUCGAACAACAGAGGAAGGAAUAGUGUCGGUGCGUGACAGUGCGAAGAGAGCGCGGACGCUUAGCCGCAGUUCCGAUGAUGAUAUUAUGGUAGAAAUUGAAAGAAAUAUGAGGAGAGCAGGGAUUAGAAAAAAGUUGAACGCGUAACGAGUGAAUAAAAUGAUGAAAAAAACGAUUGUCGCGUGCAUCGCGAGAAAAGAUUGUACGGCAUCGAUAACUGAAUAUAGUUAUAUAUGCGAGUCGAAGUAGCGAGAAGGAGGAUCCGAGGAGCUUGCGCAUUGCCUAAUCCCGCGUGAUCGAAAAACAAGACGACGCAAUUAUUUGCUUUCUCCUUGCUCACCGCGCGAUGCUAUGCGAUGCGCGAUAUGUUGAAUAACGAACGCGCGCAUCCAUUUACCAGAUAAAAAUAUCGCGAUCGCAGACGCAGCCGCGUUGGAAAGCGCCGCGCGGGAGCAUCGUUUCGUGGUGAAACUCGCCUCGCAAUAUCCCAAUUAGCUGCUGUACAGCUGCGCUUGACACAGAGCUCGUCGGAGGAAUAAGGAGGAGGAUGAAGGAAAGAUUGGGAGCCUUAUUGUCGUACGGGCGGUGCUUCGCUGACGCGAGAGCGCUCCGUCCGUAGCCCUCUGACAGACUUCUGUCAAACCAGAAAUCGUGCCAGCGGAUUCGAGUUAAUGCGCGUAUGGAGAAUGAAGAAUAGUUGGGUCGACGGCGGCGGUUCGUAACGCGCGGAUUACGCGACGCGGUGGCGGGUGGCGGUUUUGCGGUUGUGUGACGUCGCGAGUUGACAUGGAUGUGCCGGUGUUCCCGGCGCCCCCGACGCUCGACGGGGCUGGAACGACGCUCAGAAAGGUUCCGGACGUCGGAACAACAACGAUUACGAACGAAACGAUCGGUGAUGAUGAUCGAACCGAUCGUCAUGUACCAUUAUCCGGUGGGAAUACUAUUAUUGGUAUCGAUUCUUCCGCGUUUGCUAACGACCAUCGUCAUCGGCGGCGACGAUUCCAUCGCGUCGGACGUUUCGUCAACUCGAUACAUCCAAAAAUAACGAGAGAAACCGAUAAAACGCGUGCCAGGAUAACCGAGUUCAGAGUGAAAAUGACCGAACGACGCGAGGACGACGACGACGAGGACGAUGCCGACGUCGUGUGUGCUUCGGUUACACCGCCGGCGGACUCGGUCAAAUCGAGAACAAUGUCGGCAGACUCGUCGAUUCGAGCAAAAGAUGAAAUAAUGGAAGAAAGAAGGAGAGCAACGAGAACAACUGGUAUUCAAACGGAUUGCGCCGGUGGACCGUACAGAUUAAAAGUGUUGCCCUCUCUCAGAGACUUUGCGGCGGUAGAUACGAGUACUGAGAAUUCGGAUCGCGGAAAAAAAUCAUGGCGAAUUUGUUGGCACCUCAGAUUUUUGGGCAGGCUCUCUCUCUGUCAGUUUGGUUUAGCGUGGCUAUUGAUUUUCUGGACAAUGACAGGGGCUGCCUCGUUUUACGCGACCGAAGGUCCGAGAGAGCGCGAACAAGUCCUCGAGCUUAAAGAUAUGCAGAGAGAUUUGGCGGUUGGUUUGGCGACAGAACUUCGUCAAUUGAAGGCUGAGGAACAAGAAAUGGAGCCGCUCUGGAGCAACAAGGUGCGUCAGUACGUCGUUAAACACGAAAAAUUAUUGUUGGCCGCUGUCAACUCGGGAUACGGCGAGGGUGGCGACGGAGCUGGACAACUCUGGACCUUUCCCGGAUGUAUACUUUUCUCAAUAUCCCUCAUCACCACACUCGGUUUCGGGGCUCCCGUGCCUCGAACGACGCCAGGCAGAACGGUUGCGGUUGUUUUCGCCGCUAUCGGUAUUCCGGCGCAUUUCCUACUUAUUCUCAACCUCGGCCUCCUUCUUGCAAUGCGACUACAAAGAUACGCGGUCAGAAGGAAGUACAACCUCCGGAAUGGAAUUGAAAAGUCCGAGAUGACCCCGGUACCAAAGUGGGUCAAGGUCGUUCCGUUUUGUUGCAUCGGUGUAUACUACACGAUAGGGAUACUGUGUUUCGGUGCAGCCAGAUCAAGACCCUUUGCGGCGAGUUUGUUGUUUCCUUUGGAUUUUACGGCUGCCGGUGGUUUAGCAACGACUUCGGGUCUGGUGAGAAUAAUGUACGGUAUUUAUCUGGAAGGUGCGGUUACGAUAGCGGCUGUCGCAGUUGCGGUUCUUCGCGUGUCCGCGACCCAGAGCUUGACCAAUAUUGGCCUCAAAUACGGUCUGCUCACCGGGGCUUAACGUUGACAGACGUUGCUCGACCUCAACACGGCCGAUAAACGACGAUCGAUACUUACAACGCGGCGCGUAUCUAAAAUAAAGUAAGAAAAGAAAACGAGUUACGAGGCGGCCUAUAUGUAUACAGGGUGAAUCAUUUAACGUGACCACUUCGAAUAAUUCCUAAAACAAGCGUUGUAUGAAAAAAAUGUUCAGACAAAAGUUACACGGUUUCGAGGGACACAUUAUGUGGUACAUAUGUUGUUUUGAUGGAUGGAGACGUUUCGAAGAU